Messenger RNA from Melanotaenia boesemani (Boeseman's rainbowfish), 3222 nucleotides. RefSeq names its product transcription factor binding to IGHM enhancer 3b (gene tfe3b). Gene Ontology annotation, cellular component: nucleus. Gene Ontology annotation, molecular function: RNA polymerase II cis-regulatory region sequence-specific DNA binding; protein dimerization activity; DNA-binding transcription factor activity, RNA polymerase II-specific. The record is from RefSeq and is a predicted model, not a curated record. NCBI's taxonomy places the organism in Eukaryota, Metazoa, Chordata, Actinopteri, Atheriniformes, Melanotaeniidae. The transcript has 9 exons. Bases 194 to 1576 code for a protein of 460 amino acids. Gene Ontology annotation, biological process: regulation of transcription by RNA polymerase II.
UGCGUGCCUGAUGACCUCAGCCCGUCGGCCCAACGUAAACAACCGUAUUCCUGAGGCUGGCGACUAUUGAGUUUGUAAUCGCCAACAUAAAGAAAUGGCAAAGAAAAUUGAGAACUCGUGGAAUCUGUGGCUUUGAUGACAUUAAACGAGCUAUUUUUCAUGGUCCAUCUCUGAAUCCUGACUUUUCUCCACCAUGUCGUCGCGUGUGUUGCUGCGGCAGCAGCUGAUGCGAGAGCAAGCCCAGGAGCAGGAGCGACGCGAGGCCCAGCAGCAGGCCUCUGCCGCCCAGCUCCGAGCCUCCGACUCAACUCCAGCCAUCUCCGUCACUCUGCUCCCAAAUGCUGCCCGGCCGCCUCCAGCACAGGUGCCAGUGGAGGUGCUGAAAGUGCAGACCCACUUGGAGAACCCCACCAAGUACCACAUCCAGCAGGCACAGAGGCAACAAGUGAAGCAGUAUCUCUCCACCACCUUGGGGAACAAGGCGGUUUCUCAAACCCUCGGUGUGUCCCCUGUCCCACAGUCCAGUUCUGCCCCUGAAGUCGCACCUACUGCCAGCAGUGCCCCCAAUAGUCCCAUGGCCCUACUUAACAUUGGAUCCAACAAGGAGGAAAUUGACGAUGUGAUCGAUGACAUCAUUAGCCUUGAAUCCAGUUUUAAUGACGACAUCAUUACGUUGAUUGACUCAGGUCUUCAGCUGCCUAGCACGCUCCCAGGAAAUUUGCUGGACGUCUACCAUAGCCCUGGAAUGGCAGCACCUACUCUUACUGUCAGCAACUCCUGCCCAGCUGAUCUUCCAAAAAUUAAAAGGGAAAUUACUGAUGCAGAUGCCAAAGCACUAUUGAAAGAAAGGCAGAAGAAAGACAACCAUAACCUCAUUGAGAGGAGACGAAGAUUCAACAUCAAUGACCGUAUAAAGGAGCUGGGUACUCUGAUACCCAAGUCAAAUGACCCAUUUCACAAUAAUGACAGAGAAAUGCGCUGGAAUAAAGGCACCAUUCUGAAGGCGUCUGUCGACUACAUCAGGAAGCUGCAGAAGGAGCAGCAGAGAUCCAAAGACGUUGAAAUGCGACAGAGAAAACUGGAGCAAACAAAUCACGUUCUGAUGUUACGCAUCCAGGAACUGGAGAUGCAGGCACGGCUCCACGGCCUCUCAGCCUCCACCAACAUUUCAUCUGGUCUGAGCUCUGAUCCCCCCCUGCUGCAGCAGCAGGGAGCUCCGCAAGGCAGCCAGUCCUUGCCUCCAAACACCACAGGAGCCUCCACCCAGAACCUCCUCAGUCUGGGAGCCGUCGGACAGCCUUUGCCUGCUUCCUUCUUGUCCCCGCCCUCCUCAGACUCUCCGGCAGGAGUCACCAUCAGCAGCCCGCUGGAUCUCGGCAGCCUGAGCUUUGCUGAGCUGGACGACACCUCGGCUUCGGCGCUCUACCCCGACGUGGGACUAGGAGACAUUCUCAUGGACGACGGGUGUACCCUGUCUCCAGAGAGGGUGGCCGAGCCGCUGUUUUCUCCUUUGUCACCAGGUGCCUCUAAAACCAGCAGCCGCAGGAGCAGCCUUGAUAUGGACGAGGAUUUGUGAUGAGCUGUGUGGUCAGAGAAUGUCAGGAAGUGCUGUCUGUCCUUCAUAACACAAGGCUAUUUAUAGGACUUUAGAUCUCAACUUUAAAAGUAAGAAGAGCUAUAAAAAACCAACUAAUACUAACUUAAACAUUAGGUCAGGAGUACGUUCUUGAAGUCUUUUUUGUUUUUUUUUGGCUUACAGGCCUGAUUACUAUUCCUGCUUGGGACAGUUCAAAUGAUUAUAUCGUGGUUUAUAGAUGCAAUCUUAUUAAAAUUGAAUAUUUUAUAAUAGAGGCAUGGACCUAGCAUUAAGAAAUUAUACAUUCUUCAAUAGAUUUUAAAUUCAUUUAUUCAGAGAUUUAAGAGGGAUAUAUAUAUAUGUUUUUUUUUUUUUUUUGUUUGUUUUUUUUGCUUGAAUUUAUUUAAUGCUUAUUAUUUGUAGAGCUGAGUUUCCUUUUUUAAAAAAGAAAAUUGGCAUAGACUCCUGAGAUGCUAGCAUAUGUUUUAUUUCUGCAACUGACUGGAAUCAGGGUUUGUUAAUAGCAGUCACACACUCAUCUGUGUUGCAUUGUCUCACCAGCAGCUACAGAAGGGAUCUUUGUAAAGUAAAAUGGCACAUGUGAAAUAUUUCCUGCAUAUUGUAUAUAAGAGUAUUUUAUUUUAGCAGUUUUGUUGCACCUUACUUUAUGGCAGUCUAUGCAUUUUCUGAGAGCUUUUUGUCUGUUUUUAUCACAGUGGACGGCUACCGGCCAGGUCGCAUGUCUUUGUAAUAAACUUGGAAGCAGUGGAAAUCACUCGCUGCUGCAGCUAGCGAGCCAAAGCAGGAUUUCUUCCAGAGUAGCUACGGAUUACAAAUCAGCAUCUUAUUUUUACAUAUAUGUACUCUACAAAUAGAAAUGCAAGACCGAAUAAGAAAUGAUUUUUUUUUCUUUUACCACAGUACUGUAGUUCAUUACAUCUUUUUUGAUACCUGAUAGUUUAAGUGGUUUUUCAUGAAUAAUAUCUGUGUUGUCGUUUGAUCACGGAGUGACUUUUUUGUUUUUAACCAGUUAGCAUGUUCUACUAAGAUUUUCUGGAUGAUCAAAUCAUUAUUUAAUAAUGAAUUAAUGCUCAAUGUAGUAUGAAUUUUUAGAGGCUUUGACUCUUUAAAAACCACUAGUCUCACCUUCUUAAUAAUGUAUGACUGAGUGAAACCUAGAUGCGGUUUUAUUGCAUAGCCACCAAAUUUAGAAUCGUAUUUAAUUUGUCAGAUGCUUCACACAACCUUAUGUACAGUUUUUUAAUGUGUUUGAUAAAAUUCCUGCUUAUUGUUUUGUUUUUAACACCGAUGUAGCUUUAUUCUCCAACAAGCAGCCAAAAACAUCUGUACCUGAUGGUUGUUUGAGUGAAAUUGACUGGUUGUGAUGCUUUUUAAGGUGUCCUCAGCCGUUCAUGCAAAUGUUUGAGCUAUGUUUGAGGUGAGAGCAGCUCCUUGGCGCAUUGUUGGAAACUGUGUUUCCAGUCCUAUACUCAAAGUACAUGGUCAGUUUUUUUUACACACACAACUGCUCUCCACCAUAUUAACGGCGUCCUGUCCUGACAUUGUGCUGACGUUGUUUACCGUAAACAUGUCUUGUCCCAACACGUUUGCUUUCAGAGGAUUUUAAUAAAUAAAUGAUAACUGUU